AUGAAGCUCCUUUUCUUUGUUACCGCAUAUCCUUACGCUGCUUCGCGACUGCAGUCACUGCUUCAAAACUUGGCGCUUGAAGAUCCCCGUCCACACCACUUCUUUCCUGCGUCCAGUCUUCAUAUAAGUCACCCGUUGCCAUUUGUGGCUAUUCCGUUUCUUUCCUGUGUUCUUUCUUCUUUUCCCCAAUCUAAAAUGGCUGUGCUUCAUUUAUAUCGCGUGCCUCACACUCGUCAUCCAUUCAUAUCUAUCUAUCUAUAUAUCUCAGCCGAUUCAUAUGUAUCUGUUUAUCUAUUACAGUCUCUUCACAUCUAUCUAUCUAUCUAUCUAUCUAUCUAUCUAUCUAUCUAUCUAUGUGAUUCUGUUCAUUAUCUAUCUAUCUAUCUAUCUAUCUAUCUAUCUAUCUAUCUAUCUCAGCCUGUUCGUAUCUAUCUAUCUAUCUCAAUAUAUUCAUAUAUAUUACUCUAUACCAUUUGA
Molecule: messenger RNA, 477 nt
Organism: Acanthosepion pharaonis
Lineage: Eukaryota; Metazoa; Mollusca; Cephalopoda; Sepiida; Sepiidae
Source: the annotation of a GenBank genome assembly